GCCAAGAUGGCUCAUAUUGCGUCUCCGUCGACCACGAUAACGCACUUGCUCUAUGUCGAUGGCGAACAUGUUCUCAUAGAUCUUCCGGAGCGCGUGACGUGGCGAGCGAGAUAUGCGCCGUACUUCCGAUCGCUAUUGACUUUCUGACAACCGACAGCCGGUGGUCGCGAGUACUUGAAGCGCGCCGACGAGCAGAUGCAGUGAAGCCCACAAAGCAAUCAUGACCAUCACGAACCAGGCCCCCCGCUCUACCGACCCCGCGGUGUACGAGUCCUACGCUGCCAAGUGGGCCAAGCUGCCCUCUUCCGCGGACGAGUGGCUCGCCCGCGCCCGUGAGGUCGCCGACAUCCUGCGCCAGGACGCGACGCAGCGCGACGCAGCCAACGCCUCGCCUGUGGCUGAGGUCGCGCUCCUCAAGCACUCGGGUCUCCUCAAGGUCGUCGGCCGCGAGAAGUACGGCGGCGGCGGCCAGCCCUGGUCUGUCGGGUACGCCGUUACGCGCGAGGUCGCCAAGGGCGACGGCAGCAUCGGCAUGCUGCUGGGCUACCACACACUGUGGAGCCAGAUCGCGGACAUCGUCGGCUCAGAGGAGCAGGCCGACGCGCUGCACAAGCUCUAUGUGACCAACAACUACUACAUCGGCGGCGCGGUGAACCCGCGCGACAACGACCUCAAGAUCAAAGAUUUGGGCGACGAGAUUGCCUAUUCGGGCUUCAAGCACUUCACGACGGGCGCAGCCAUCUCGGACCUCAUUGUCCUCGAGGGCGCCGUCGAGAGCGGCGAGCACAUCUUUGCCGUUGUGCCCACCAAGCAGAGCGGCAUCGAGUUCGCUUACAACUGGAACAACGUGGGCCUGCGCCUCACCGAGAGUGGCAGUGCGACCAUCACCGACGUGCGCGCGCCAUGGUCCGCCGCCCUGGGGUGGAAGGACAAGAAGAUCGACCCCGCCGUCCUGGGCGUUCCGUACGCCACCCUCCUCUUGCCCCUCAUUCAACUCAUCUUCUCCAACUUCUACCUCGGCAUCGCGCAGGGCGCCCUCGCCACCGCCAAGGGCUACACGACGACGACGACGCGCCCAUGGCCCUUCGGCGGCGACAACAAAGACAAGGCAACGGACGAGUUUUACAUCCUCGAGCGGUACGGCAACUUCUACGCCCACCUCACGGCCGCCGAGGCGCUCACGGACAAGGCGGGGGCCGCCGCGUCGGCCCUCAUUGCCAAGCACGCCGGAAACCGCGCGGGCUUGACGGCGCGCGAGCGCGGCGACUUUGCAGAGCUUGUCGCCUCCGUCAAGGUCGUCAACACGGACACGUCGCUGCGAGUCACCGGCGGCUUGUUCGAGGUUACGGGCGCGCGCGCGACCGCGUCCAAGGUCGGCUUCGACCGUUUCUGGCGCGACGUCCGCACCCACACGCUCCACGACCCCGUAGCGUACAAGAACCGCGAGCUCGGCCGCUACGUCCUUCUCGACGAGGUGCCCGAGCCGACAUGGUACACCUAGUUGCUCGCUAGAUGAUAGUUGCACAGUUGUAUAACUUGGGAAUGACAUGCUCUGACAUG
Molecule: messenger RNA, 1560 nt
Organism: Cutaneotrichosporon oleaginosum
Lineage: Eukaryota; Fungi; Basidiomycota; Tremellomycetes; Trichosporonales; Trichosporonaceae
Biological process (GO): L-leucine catabolic process
Molecular function (GO): 3-methylbutanoyl-CoA dehydrogenase activity; flavin adenine dinucleotide binding
Source: RefSeq, a predicted model, not a curated record